UAGCUCGUAACCGUAUCAGUAAAAAUGUUAUCGCCGCUUUUCCUGCUACCCCUUUUGGCUUUGGCCGGAGCGGCUAAAAACCCGAACAUUCAGCACUUGACGUUGAGGGACGUCAGUCAAGUGCCCGUGGAGAUCCAGCCUCUGAUCAUCGAUGGCUACGAUGUGCAGGGCGUUGAUAAUGUGCCCUACCUGGCUUCCUUGUCCCUGACAAGGUCCACUUAUACCCACCUGUGCGGAGCAUCUAUUAUCUCCAAACGCUGGCUUCUAACGGCUGCUCACUGUGUCAAGGAGUUGCAACAGUUUAAUGGAGAUGCCGUGGGAACACCAGUAUAUGCGGGGAUCAUCAACAGAUCUAACGUUACUGCCGCCCAAGUACGCUAUGUGGACUUUGCCUCCACUCAUCGUUCGUUUACUGGCAAUGCUGGAAGUGAUAAUAUUGCCCUGCUUCAUGUCUCCGAAAGUUUCGAGUACAACGCUCGUGUUCAGCAAAUCGCACUGCCCGAUAUCAAGGAUGAUUAUAGCAAUAAGACAGCGGCUGCUUACGGCUGGGGACUGACAGAUGCCGAUGGCGAUGAGUACUCCAAGGAGUUGCAGUACGCCUUUGCUCCACUGCUAAACAGCACCGCCUGCAAGGAGCUGCUCCCGGCGGAUGCCCCUCUUACGAAUCAGCAGGUCUGCUCGCAGGUUAAGACCUGUUACGGAGACGGAGGCACUCCCCUGGUAUACUGGCCCCUGGCUGGACCCGCGGAAUUGGUGGGCCUCGGAUCCUGGAGCUAUAUGCCCUGCGGCUAUGCCAAGCGGCCCACUGUAUAUACCUCUGUACCGCCCUACGUGGGAUGGAUCUACCAAGUGAUCGCCGCCUACUACCAGCUAAACUGAGAUUUAAGGGGUGCCAAAGGGGAGAUCUUUGCGUAAUACUCUACCACCGCAUUAAAGUAAAUACCGUAUCUAAUCACGGAACUCGUUAACUACGAAUCGAAAACCGUGUUUUAUUGCCCGAUAAGUGGACGGCUGAUUGCUCGAAAUCGAACUACUAUUUACGAUUGCCGAUCAGCUAGUGAUAUAUGACAGUGUGUAAGUGCUGAGUAAGUGCACCAGGAAUUCCAGUUUGGUGUUGGAUCAAGGUCAGAGUUAAGGUUUUUCCUGGAUUAUUGUGAAAUUUGUGCUUACCAAGCUAGGAAGGAUUUAAAUAAUUUUUAAUUUUAAAUAAUUAAAAAUAAUUUGUUAAUAUGAAUUUCAAAACUAUAUGAGCUAAUGUAGAGUAUGUCGAAAGCAACGCAAAUCUUAUUUUACAUUUAGCAUUUAAGCACAAGUGCAGGCUCGUAAAAUGAUGCGUUUUUAUUUCGUUUUUAUGGCUUACUAUAUUAACUGGCGUGGGUCUUGUCUAUAAAUGAAAUCCCAUUUAGAAUGCAAUUCGUUUUAGUUUAUAGUGGCAGCUGUUCAAAUAAUUUACUAUGUUUGGCGUGUUUUUAAAAAUAAGAAAAGAAGGACAUUUUGGCAGACCGGAAUGAAUAUGCAGCUAUUAAUAAAACGAAAUAUUCUGUAAAAAGACUUUGUUUAAAAACAAUAAAGCUACCUCGAUUAUUUAAAACA
Messenger RNA from Drosophila rhopaloa, 1593 nucleotides. RefSeq names its product trypsin. The coding region runs from base 25 to 879 and encodes 284 amino acids. The transcript has a single exon. Gene Ontology annotation, molecular function: serine-type endopeptidase activity. Gene Ontology annotation, biological process: proteolysis. The record is from RefSeq and is a predicted model, not a curated record. Lineage: Eukaryota; Metazoa; Arthropoda; Insecta; Diptera; Drosophilidae.